This is a messenger RNA of Trachemys scripta elegans, 2126 nucleotides long. Its product is annotated as tetratricopeptide repeat protein 39A-like. The record is from RefSeq and is a predicted model, not a curated record. NCBI's taxonomy places the organism in Eukaryota, Metazoa, Chordata, Testudines, Emydidae. Gene Ontology annotation, molecular function: protein binding.
CGCCCCCGCCGGGCCCCGACCGCACAUUCCUCCAGAGCCGCUUCCUGCUCCCGGCCGGACCGGACCGUCAUGGCCCUGGCGGCCGCUGCGGGCAGCCCCCCGCCUGGCCUGGCAGCCGCCCUAGACGAGUGCAUGGAGGCCAUGAACGCCUUCCUCUGCAACCAGUUCAACGAGAGCCUGGAGAAGCUGCAGCCCAGGACCAAGGAGAGCAUGUACCAUGCCCUGGUCUACGCCACCAUCCUGGAGAUGCAGGCCAUGAUGACCUUCGAGCACGAGGACAUUGUGCAGGCCGGGCAGACCAUGAAGGAAGCGCAGGAGAUUUGCCAGAGGUUUCGGAGGAAAUCCAGUGUGACUGGCUCCCUCUCCGGCCUGGUCAGCAAGGCGGAUUCGUUCACCGAGGUGAGAAGCGGCUCCGCUACGAUCACUACCUGGUGCCCAACGCGCUGCUGGAGCUCGGCCUGCUGCACCUGGCGCAGGGCCGGAGUGAGGCGGCCGUCCCGCUGCUGCGCCGAGCCAGGAACAACUACAAGAACUAUUCCAUGGAGUCCCGGACGCUCUUCCGGAUCCACGCGGUUCUGUCCCGGCUCAGGGCUGACCAGGAGGAGAACGGCAUGGAAGGACCCAGCUCCUCCUAAAGAACUGCCCCCCCCCAGGCAAGAAGGGGGGGGCCGCGGGACUCUGGGAGGUGGCAUCACCUGUCCACCCCCCAACCCCCACCGAAGGGAACCUGCACUUUCAAUGAAGCCAAAUUGACUUAACCCUUCCUGCGCCGCUCUGCUCCCCAGGCAAAGGCGGAGUCUGGAGGGGGGGGCGUCUCUGGGCGUGUGCCCACAGCACCAGGGGGUACCACUGUGAUAAAUAAGGGGCGGGGAGGCAGAGCUGGACCCUGAGGGAGGGUGCCGCAGGGUGAGCCGGCCCUUUAAAGCUGAACCCAAAUACCCUUAAAGGGCCAGCUCACCCUGCGAUGCCCACCCAAUUCCUAGUUUCCUAGGAUAAGGACUAACCACGCCCCCCUCUGCCCCCCCAACACUUUAAUUAAACUACGUUGCGACUAGUUGCUUGGGGAGGUGCCGAUCGCUGUACGGAGCACAGUAAGUGCUGUGCUGUUUGUUUCCUUGCUGGUUUCCCUGGUCCAGCUGCAACCUCCGUAGCCACAGAUCCCUCGGCCCUCCACGGUCCCCCCACCCCGGUUCUGGUCCCCUGGGACCAGCUGGCUCCAUCCCCCCGUGUAGGAAUUGGAGACACGGGGGAAAGAUCCUUCCAGCUCCGCCCUGACCCAGUGCCUUGCCAAGAGCUGGACGGGGGGUCUCUUGCCGUCAUCGCUGAGAUCCUGUUUGGGGACGAUCCUGGGGACCCGGGAGCUGUCGCUGCCUCCAGCACUGGCAGGCGAUUUUUUUAAAUGCAGCGGUGGCCUUGUUUUUAUAUUUCCACCUCUUCUCUUUUGGUCCGGAAAUUCAGGUCUCCCGCGAAGGCCGUGGGCCCAGGAGUCUUGUAGUUAAAAGGGCCGAAUCCUACGGCCAAUUCUUAGUGUGUUUUUAAUAAGGUGGGCAGCCUCUGAUCCACGUCCCCCUUUGACAAAUGGGGAAACUGAGGCAACAUGGCCUGCAACUUUGAACCAAGGACGCCAAAUGGGGAACCUGGGACUCCAACGCAGAUCUCUUGCGGCCGGGUGCUUUUAGGUAGAAAAUCCUCUGUCACCAUUUCGCUCAGUCCACUCUGGCCUUGUCUAGAUUAAAGUCCCGCCAGUUACACUUUGAUCUGAGCUAGCGAAAUCAGUGCGAGAGACUCCGGUUUAAGCUGGGUUUCUUUGGGUUUCGUUGAGCGGCUUGUCUAAACACAGAAGUUGGGCAACUUUAACCGACAUUGGUUUAGUACAACCAGUGCAUCUUUGUGUGUAGAUGCUCUGGGAUGGAAUAAAGGGGGAUCCCCACAAUGCACAGCAGCUGCCCCACAAGCCAUGUGGCCGCGGGAGGAUGCUGGGAUGCGUACCCAUGAUGCACUGGGCUGUUUGCCACGAGAGCUCUGCUGGGCGGGCGAGGCGCUGGCACAAAGGUGUGAGGUUGAAUGCACUCGAGUGGGGAGGUGCCCGUCCAGGAGCUUGUGCUGGUUUCACGACAGAUCUGAAA